AUGGCCCCGCAGGCGCAUGCCCUGCCCUUUGCUGACCCACUUGGAGCCCUUGUUCAAGGAAUGGCUCAGCUGCAGACGGCGAUGUCUGAAUCUUUGACGUCGCGCACGAAGGAGCCUGAGGUUGUGAAACCGGGUUUGUCGGAGUUGCCCAAGCUGGCCGAGCUAGGCCAGAACUCGGCCAUUGACGUGGGUGAUUGGCUACAUGGACUUCAGAAGCACAUGGGAGACCUCAGUAACAACAGCGGACAGUGGUGGGCAGAGAUCUUGACAUGUUUGUCUCGUUACUACGAAGCCUACCUGGCAGCGUCGCAUGUUGGAAAACUGACCCUGAAGGCUGAUGACUAUGAAACCGACUACCUGAAGAGUGAAAAGUGGGCUCGCGUGGACAAGCGCGCCUCUUCGAUGAUUUUGGCCAGCGUCCCUGAGACAGUCAAGGCCGAGCUCCUUUCAACGAGGCUGGUGGGAACGCUGGCUAUGCUGGCGAGAGUGGUGGUGUUGUACCGACCCGGUUCCCUUGCCGAGCGCCAACAGGUCUUGCGUGCCCUAGAGUCGCCCAGUCAAGCUGCGAAUGCGGCUGAGGCCGUGAAUGAGCUGAGGAAGUGGGCGAGGUGGUUGGCUAGGGCUACAGACAUCGGCGUGCAGUGCCCUGAUGCGAGCGUGUUGGUGAAGGGACUGGACAACAUCGUGAAGAAAGUUCUCCCGGAGCACGUGGACAUCUCAUUCCGGGUGUCUAUGCUCCGCUAUACUUUGGAAGUGGACACACGCCCUACUGUUAAGGGCGCCAGGGACUUGCAGCAGGCUUUGAUGAGUGAGCUUGAGCAAGUGGCUUUCCGAGCGCGAGCUGGCAACAACCCGGCUCCCAGCGUCAAGGCGGCUUCUGUCACUACGAGUACGGCGACUACGGGAGCUAACCAAGGCCAAGCGCAGGGGACCGGAAGCCCAACUGGGCAACCAAAGGCGAAAUCGAAGCCAGCCUGCCGCUUCUUUCUUACGGACAAGGGCUGCUCUAAAGGGUCCUCGUGUACUUUCAGUCAUGCCUUCACUCGCAAGGAGAAGCUGGGACGAUGUUGGACCUGUGGCAGUACCCAGCACCACCAACCGGAGUGCCCUGUGAAGGCUGGGAGUGGAAGCCCUACGGCUAAAGCUGGGGCAGCAGCCAAGUCGUCGCCUACGGUGAACUCUAAUAGCCAGGCUUCGUCGACUACUACUACGACAGCAUCUACGACUUCGGCGGCUUCGGCUGGUUGUGCAGCUGAAGCACCUCCCCCAGCGGUGCCCGAGACCGAGCUAAAGAGCCUUUUGGAAGAGGCCAGCGCAAUGCUCAAGGAGAUUCGCCAGCUAAAGACUUUGUCCUUGACGGUCACCAACGUGCAGAACCAGGCAGUUGGAGUUGGUUGCAAUCCAGAGGAUGGCCGGACUGGUCUCCUGGAUAGUGGAGCGAGCCACCCGUUUCGGGAAGCAGAUGAUGAUGAGAUGAUGGAUGCUGAUCAAGUUCGAGUACAAUUGGCUGGGGGCCGCGAGGCAGUGCUUUCUCAAGGCCGGCACGGCACCCUUUUGGCCAAGAAGACGGGUGCAAUGUCUUCGGCUCCUAUAGUGCCUUUGGGGGCGCUUGUGGAAGAGCUGGGAUGCCAGAUAUCCUGGUCCCGACGAGGUGGACUCGUAAUACGUCACCCACAACAUGGGGUGAUUCGGCCAGCCAUGGUGGGACGCUGCCCAGCGGUGGGAGAGACACAGGCUCUCGAUCUUAUCCGGGAGAUUGAGUCCCGGAAGCUCCAGACCCUUGAGAAUGCAACAAGGGUGACUGCGAAGGCUUUGUGGCUCUGGGACAAGGAGAAGCCAUGGGCGCGCCACCUUGAGGACUUCGUUAAGAGUGGAGGCCGAGCUGCCCAACUGGCAGCGAUGACGACAAAGGGAUCGCCUUUUGCGUUGUGGACAGACUUGCAGCGAUCUCUGCUUGCAGAGAACAUCGAGCUCUCUGACCGUGCGGGCUGGGCUUACCUGAGGGCGGUCCCGGGCUCGAGGCAGCGGAGGAAGAGGAUGAUGACGUUGCCCUGGGUGAUUCACCUCUAUUCAGGUCCUGGAAGGGCGUUGGACCCAGUGUUUCGUGAGUUGGACGACGGGAGGGUGAUGGUUCAAGUGGACAUCAACCGCAGCAAGGCUGAGGACAUGAACAUGGUGGCUGGUGUUUAUCGAGCACUCUUGUGGGCUGCUGCUACUGGGAGAGUCGAUGGGAUCUUCGGCAGCCCUCCGCAGAAGCCUGAGUUGGUUCAGAGGAUGAUGUGGUUGUCUGUUGUGGCCAAGGCAGCACGAGCAGCUCAUGGAGGCCAUCCGGCGUUUGUGUUGCUUGAGGGCCAGAAGAUCAUGAAGCUCGCCAGGAAGGGCGAGGUGGAGCGAUGGUCCUCGGUGUCUUCUACCUGGGAGGGCUACAUGGAUGUCGCUUGCUUGGAAGAGGUGGGUGAUAAUGUGGUCACGAAUUUGAAACUGAAGGAGCCUCUGGGGACAACGACGGAGGAGAAUGCCGCGUGGACUGUUGGUUUCAAGCAGGAGUUGGUGGAGGCGAUCAAGCAAUGGGGAAGAGAACCGGAAGCUCUGCAGGUGAUGAAGUGGAUGAAGAAGCUGGAUGCCGAGUCUGGUAAGUUCUUAGAGGGCUUUACUGAAAAGGAGCUGGAGAUGUGGCGCACGCACGUGCGCAACAACCAUGAACUGGAAGGGCACAUCGUCGUGUACGCCAUCCCAGACUACCGGUACUUGCUGAUCGGUGCCUACGUGUUUCCUCGUGAUGGGCGUCUGGAUGAUGGGACGGGCAUCGGAGCAAUCUUUGGGGAUGAUGACGACAAGGACUUUGACCCCAUGGAGGAGAUUCCUGAAGGACGCGUUAAAGGACCACCUGUUGAUGGAGAUGAGUUAAGGGGCUUGUCUCAGGAGGAGUUUAAUCGGAUCUUCAAUGAGGUUGGCAAGGAGCUCGACUAUGAUACGGUGUACGUGGCGAGGCCGCUGAGAACAAGGACGGCUUCAGAAGUCACAGCCGCGGCGCAGGAGUUGGUGUUGAAGCUAGGUGCCGAGGGCUGCCAUGUAUCCCGUGUACACACGGACAGGGCUCGGGAGCUGCGUGUUGAACCUCUUCGUCGGUGGCUACUACAAAAGGGGAUCCUGGUGACGUACACCGAAGGGCAAUCCCCACAGGCGAAUGGUAGGGCCGAAGCGGCUGUGAAAUGGACGAAGUCAGCAGUAAAAAGACUACUGGGCGCGUCGGGCCUGGGAAAGGAGAACUGGGCCGUGGCGGCAAACUACGCAGUACAAGCUCAGAUGGACAAGGUUCCAAAGAGAACUCCACCGAUGCUACCGUUUGGGACGAGGGUGCACGUAAGAUCAAAAGUUUACGGCACAGGUGGACGGUAUGAUCUAAAUUCGAGGUGGCAAGCUGGUGUCUAUGUGGGACCUAGCUUAGAUGUGAAGGGUGGCCAUGUUAUCCGCUUGGAGUCCGGCUCCUUUAUGACGUCAACUCAUCUGCGACCUCAUCUACUGGAGCCAGACAGAAUCGCUGAGUUAGCCGAAUACGAAGUUUCAUUGCCUAUGCCCAUAAGACGCUUGAGAAGCAAAGUCGCUGCACGGGACUUGGAACCAGUUGAGGCUCCGGACGAACUGAACUUCAAGUAUGACCCUGAACACCCGGCCGAGCUGUUCGCCAAGAGGCUGCUAGAGGAGGAUGUGCUGACCCCGGACCAAUGCGAGAUCUUAGCGCUGAUGCUACCUUCCUCGACAGCUACGCCUAAACGCUUUGGACCUCAAGGGGAGAACCAGAAGGUGUGGAGUGCCGGAGCUUUCGUCCAUGGGGGAGUUUUGGGAGUAAAGAGAGCUACUGGAGCUUUCCCCUCUGCUACGAGAGUGUUCACCAAGUACGUCCGCCAACUGCAGCCGGACCAUGAGUUCAAUGCGGUUGCCGUUACGGUGGAUGUGGGAGCUCAACAACAUGUGGAUGCUCAUAACGUUGGCAAGAACUUGAUUGCGGGUCUUUCCUACUUCAAGGGCGGUGGUCUGGAGGUUGAAGAGAACGGCGAAAAGAAGUUGUUGCCGCUGGACGGUGACCACACGCACCAGCUCUUUGAUCCACGCCAGAAGCAUUCUACGAAGCCGUGGUAUGGAGGAUCUCGUACUGUGUUGAUUGCCUACUCCGUCAGAGACAGUGGUAAGCUGCAGCCAGAUAAGAUUGACUACUUGAAGAGCUUUGGCUUCAGUUGGACGCCUCAUAUGUCGAAAGGGGCGAAAGAUGAGGAGGCCGCAAGGCUGCAUGUUAUACGAGUGGGUUUGUUGGAUGUCGCAAAGAACGUGGACGUUCCAGAACAACAUCGAGAUUCUCCAGAACAAGGGGGUGCAAGUACAACAGGCCCUGAAGGUGACGUUCCAGAACAACCUCGAGAUUCUCCAGAACAAGGGGGUGCAAGCGGAGCUGGUCCAAGUGGCGACGGUCUAGAGCCGAAGGAAACGAGUGGUCGUGGGUCGUCUAUGUUCGAGUCCUUAUCCUACCUUACCAAAGAUGUCGAGGUGGCAAUUGGCGACCUUGAAGAUCGUGCUGCAAGGCUUCGUGAUCUACUUGAGGAGGAGGAGAUCAUGUGUGAGGAAUAUCGUCGUGUGGGCCAGGCUACGCGAGAGAACCUGGUAGAUGCAAGGAGCCAAGUUUGUGACUUCCUAGACCAUGUGCAUGAAGAGCUGGUGGGCUUUGAGCGGCUGAGAACGAUGAUGUGUUUGAAUGCCAUGAAGGUUGGCUCCGAAGUUUCUACAGAAGAUGACGUGGAUUACGAGGCCUUGUUGGAGAGCUUGGAGGAGGACUUAAAGGUUGUGUACACGGUGCCGGUCGCUCAAGUUCGCAAGGCCCUUGCUAAAUGGACGGCGGCAAUUCGAAAGGAGGUUGAUGCCCUUUUCUCGUCUGGGACUUUGAGGAGGGUUGCUGUGGAUGAGGCGAAGAAGUUAGAGUCCGAGGGCUCUGUGAUCUUUGCACCAGCGAAGUGCGUGUUCACUUUGAAGCCGCCCCAAGUCGCUGGACAGCGAGCUAGGCGAAAGGCUCGCCUAGUUAUAUGCGGAAACUUUGUCCGUGAUAAUGCAGAGUUUGGUGACCUCUACGCGGCUGGAUCCUCCACAGAUGCUCUUCGUCUUACGCUAGUGGUCUCAGCAAUGAGGAGAUGGGUUGGAGCCAUUUCCGAUAUCACUGGGGCCUUCUUAUUGGCGACUUGGCCAGAGAAUCUCCCAAAGUACGGAAUAUACCCUCCCCGCAUCGUACGGGAUGCGGGCGCAGCUCAAGCUGAAGCAUGGAUCGUAGAGCGGCCGUUGUACGGCCUUCGAGAGUCACCGAGAAUCUGGUGUGAUUUCCGCAACAGGCGUUUGAAACGAGCCCGCAUACAUGUUGGCGACUUAGUGCUUGUUCUACGUCCGACGGUGUCCGAGCCCGAGCUGUGGAUGAUCCUCGAGGAGAUCACUGGAACACUUCAUGGACUGAUAGUGCUUUAUGUGGAUGACAUCGCCUACUUCUCCACACCAGAGGUGGUUCGAGCUGUGCACGCUUAUGUUGUUGAGGAAUGGCCAGCAAGUGACCUUGAGUGGAUAUCCGAGUCCAACUCAGUUCGAUAUCUCGGUGUUGAGAUUGGAAGAGAGGCCAGGACAGAUGAACAGGGCGAGGCUCGGUUCGUCUACACCAUCGGACAGGCUGGUUAUGUCCGGGACUUGUUGCGUGCGCAUGGCCUCAUGGAUGUCACACCUACCGCGCUGCCUGCACCAAAGGAGUGGAUUGAAAACGCAGAGAACGACGACAACGUUGAGGAGUAUGACGAGUCCACUCUCAGGUUAGCCCAACGGUAUGUUGGUGAGUUGCUUUGGCUGGGAACUCGCACGAGGCCAGACGUGAUGUUUGUGGUCUCUCAUGCUGCAAGCUGUGUUUCGAAGAAACCGGGCUAUGUUGUUCGACUUGGACAAAGGGUCAUGGCCUACCUUGCAGGCACCACCGACUUAAAGAUGACGAUGGGGCCAGUUAACAUGCCAGAGCAGCUAGAACUCAUCGCGUUCACGGACGCAUCAUACGCCCCAUUUGGGCGUCGAUCUUUUGGCGCUGCCGUGAUAACCUUUUUGGGAUCACCGAUAGCAUGGAAGGCAGGACGUCAGAGUUUUGUGACUCUUUCCGUGAUGGAAUCGGAGCUCUACGCAGCCACUCAAGGAUGCACGUUGCUAAACUCUGUAUAUGCUUUGUUGCAAGAGCUUUGUCCACAAGGCGUCUGCCGAGUGCUUGCUGUGGAUAAUACGAGUGCUGUUUCAAUGCUGAGUGGCGGCCAUGGCUCACAGCGCACGAGGCACCUGAAGAUCCGUGCUCAUUAUGUGAGAGAGGCAGUUGAGGCGGGUGAGUUAAUUGUGCGACACACUCCAGGAAGCGAACAGCUAGCCGACCUCUCUACCAAGAUGCAGUCAAAAUUGCGGCUGCAACAGCUGCUGCGCCUCUGGGGCUUCGUUGGAGUGGCCAUGGAUGUGUUGCAAGCGAUGAAACUCAAGCUUCUGGCGGUCUUCGUGAUGACUACGCUGGGUUCGGCGGUGUGUUCUUCGGAUCUACAAGCGAUGGAAGAAGGCAAGAAAGCUGGAGAUCGUGUCCCAGCUGGCUUCUUCUGCGGCAAGGAGGAGGACGACUACUACCCCUACUCGGACGAGGGAUGCUACUACCGGAACCACGAGGUCGCCGUCGCCUAUGAGUACGCCACCGACCGCGAGGACGCCAAGUUUGCCUACAACGCCGCCAAUGCAGCAGCCGAGUUCUACUUCUUCGGGGAGACGUGUGACGCCUCCUCCGUUGCCAAGGACACCUUACAGCUUAUGACGUGCGAAGACUUGAAGUCCGCGCUUCGGAUGGAAGGGAUGCCUGUUUCAGGCGUCAAGUCAGACCUUGCUGAUCGUUUGAUGUCGCGCUUAGCUGGUUGCAAUGUCACAAACAAGCAGCUCCGCUAUGUCCUUUACUUGUGGAGAGUGAAGUCCCUGAACUACAAGUGCAAGCUACGAUGGGAGGACAUCAACAGCAAGUAUCGGAUUUCGGCGUGGAUAGCUGCCUGGAAGGAUGCCUAG
Molecule: messenger RNA, 7092 nt
Organism: Symbiodinium sp. CCMP2456
Lineage: Eukaryota; Dinophyceae; Suessiales; Symbiodiniaceae
Source: the annotation of a GenBank genome assembly